AUUAAGUACACAAACAUUUACUUAAUCUAUUUCAGAGUUGAAAUGUAUACGGGUGGUGUAGGUUGAGAUGAGUAGUAUAUGGGAGGGUUUACCCUCCGUAGAAAGAAAACCCAUCUUCUCUCUUCCCUACCUUGUUAGAACUGUUAUAUCCCUGCCUGCUCAACUUGUUCUCUUAACGGAGGAUGGAAAGAUAGUUCUGUGGAGGGAUGGAGAGGUUUCCGCACUUGAAACCGAACCCGAGCUUGAACCUGUUCUCAGUGUACGCUUGGAGACUCCACCAGUCUCUGCAGACGGGUCUAAUGAGGAGGAUAAAGAGGAGAAAAAUGAACCUGAGCACAAACUAAUAUGCCUAGUGGAGACCGGUCUUGUUUACAGGGUAUCGUUGAGUAGUCUGGAUUUGGAGGAGGUUGAAUAUCCCGGAGAUGGAUUACUGAACCUGGUUGGGAACGAGAAACAUGAAUUCUUCUCCGACAGCUCCGGACAUGUCUGGAGCAAAGGUUCAGUACCUUAUAGUGGGCUGGUUCAUCAAACUCAACUAUUUGAAAAGGUUCCGUUCUUCUCCGGUAAGAAACUGCUCCAGGUGGAGAUUGGUACUGAUUUCAGUAUCUGUAUAGUCAAAUCUGAUGAUUCUCUUCUCUCCCCUGAUAUCCCGGACCCUGAUACAUCUCUGUCUGAACCUGACGGACCUAGUUGUCCCCUUGGACUCAGUCUUAACCUCAGCAUCAAUACAGAUUACAAUAGAAAUAUUACGGAACCUAAAAAUACUGAGACACGGAGACGAUUACGAAGCGCUGUGUUAACUGAAGUUCCAAUCCUAGACAAUAGCAGUGAAAGCAAUGCUAUUAAUAUUAGCCAACUUACAGACUCUUCAUUUAACAGUAGUGAGAGCAGUAUUAUGCACCCUUUGUCAGAAAACCAGGUUGAGGAUCUGGGAUUACCAACCCGGCCCGGAGAUGUGGUUCUAGAGGAGAAGUCUCAAAGUGAACCUCCGUCCGUGAGAUCGUCAGAUAUCCCCUCAAUGAAAGAUUUUGUUAUCCUCAAUGAACCGUUCUCUAAAACCUUAAACUUUAAAACUUCCAUUAGACGCUCUACAUCUUCUCACGGGACUGGAUUAGAACGAAUUUUAAGUUUGCAAGAUCAAAGCUUAAAAGAUCUUUCUGAGAAGGGAGUUGAACUGCGGAGAAGUGAAGUUUGGGUUUGGGGAAAUGGAUCUCGUGGUCAGCUAGGACAAGGAGAUAUGUUGAGUAGACCCAGUCCUGUGGUUGUCCCUGCAUUGAGUUCUCAUCAUAUUCUCAAGGUUUCUGCUGGAUCUCAGCAUGCUCUCGCUCUCACGGCUUCGGGAACCGUCUUCGCAUGGGGAAGUAACAACAGGGGUCAAAGCAAUCCUUUGGAUUCAUUAGCCGUGGUUCUGUAUCCUGCUAAACUACAAUUACCGAGGUCGGAAACUGUUCGAGAUAUCCUAGCAGAGAACAAUAUGAGCAUGUUAGUGUGUGACAGCGGGAACAUUUAUUAUACAAAACCCAGUUCUAAUUCCAACGCUAGAUUUCAUUGUAUUGAGUUCUCUAGUUUAAAUCUACCCCCGGAUAUUCGUCCUUACUCUCUGCUCACCAGUGAUCGUUACUCAGUACUUAACUGUAAGCCUAUGUCUAAGUAUACUUGUAAACUUAUUGUUCGGGAGAAGGUUCUCCUGGAUCAGAUCGAAAGCGUAUCCUACGCUCUCUCCACCUUGUGCCCCGGUACUCCUGGUUCUAAGAACCGAGAAGAUUCAAUCCCGUUCCUGGAUGUACAAAAGAGCGUGGAUAAAGCAAAACAUUUCUUGUCAUAUUGUGUGAACCGUUCUCAAAUUCAUUUAAGUUUGUAUGAAUUCGGUUCGACUGGUCUCUACAAGUACCUGGAUCCCUGGUUGGAGUGCUGCAGGGAGAUAUGCUGGACCGUCGGUAAUUGUGUUUCUGCAGAUUCUCUUCUCCUUGACUCACAUCAGUCCCAACACCAACAUAUCAUUGUAGAUAUUCUUAUCUCAAAGUUUGGUUACAAUCAAAAGUCUAUAAAAGGACAGUGUGAACUCGAACAACUUCUAGUCGAGCUGCACAAGCUCUCAGAGAAUUAUAUUAAAGUAUUAAUGGAGCUACAUACCAAAAUAGAGGAUGGAAAAGAGUUGAUGAAAAAGAUAGAAGGGCUAAUGGGACUCCAGCAAUCCUUGUUGAAGAUGAGACAAGAAGCUGAAGAUACCAGGGAGUUCUGGAAAACCUCCGGAGCUAAACUAGAUGAGUUAAGAAUCUCCACCCGGAGACUGGUGUUGGAUAAUCGAACCCAACCCUUGUUGCUAAGCGGUGUGAUGUCUAAGCACUGGUUAGUCCUGCUAACUGACGUAUUUGUGGAUGUAGGAUACAGUGUAACAGUUCAUCCUUUAUCCACGGUCUGGUUGGAUACUCCUCCUGUUACAGGUUCCGGUAAUAAGUUCGAGAUAGUUCUUAUCAUGCCGGAGGAGAUCAAAACCUUGGUCGCAUUCAGUGCUCAGAGUCGGGCAGUUUGGGUGAAAGGAUUUCUCCAGACUAUAGUCGGCACUGUGAGAAAUAUAACCGGGUCCAGUCUACCCCCGGUCACGAGGAAUGUUACAUAUGAGUUUACGAGGGGAGAAUACAAGGGAGCAGUUUACAAGGGUUCGAUGACUCAGGCAAAGUUGCAUGGUAAAGGAUCUUUACGAUUACCGGAUGGAUCCUGUUACUGCGGUGAAUGGAGUAAUGGAAUCCAACACGGGGCUGGAACCUUAACCCUUGCAGAUGGAUCUAUUAAGGAAGGUACUUGGAGACAUGGAAAAUUGACCGGAAACGGCAAGUUGAAGCUUGCUGAUGGAUCUUUAUACGAGGGUAGUCUAGUAGACGGCCUUCCACACGGACAUGGUGUGCGCAAAGAAGGAAAGUUUAUGGGCCGGGGAGCGUCGGUUUAUAUUGGAGAAUGGGAGAAGGGUUUACGUCAUGGUUACGGAGUACUGGAUGAUAUCAUGGUUGGAGAGAAGUAUAUGGGUAUGUGGUCUGGUGGAUAUAGGACCGGGAAGGGUUGUGUGGUAAAUAGUGACGGUAUUUACUACGAAGGGAAUUUCCUGCAUAAUAAACUCACCGGAGACGGAACAAUGAUAUUUGAAGAUGGAGCAGUUUACGACGGAGAAUUCUACGGAGCCGGACAGUUUAACGGGAAAGGAAUUCUUACAACCAGUACGGAUAGGUUCGAGGGAGUGUUCCACGGAAACUACUCAGACGGAAUGAAAUUCAACGGAACUGUUUAUAAGAACCAGGAGCCAAGAACACCCAUGAUCGGACAAAAUUGGGAUAAACUUCAGAUAAACACAGUGAACAGUGGCAAGAAAUGGGGUUCGAUCUUCUCCAAGUUUGAAGGCUUGUUAGGCUCCGAGAACCCGUGGGAACAGGUCGCCAUACUGGUAAACCAGGGAAAGGUUAAGGCCAGGGAGGAGGGAAACUGUAGUAUUCAGGAUCUGGAUUAUCUAGAAACUAUUCCAGAUUUUGGACAGACGAAUAAGCUUAACUGGAGCGAAUACACCGAGAUUCUAAACUAUCUGAGUAGAGCCGGAACUUGUGAUUUUCAUCCGUUCUGUCGAAUCGUUCAAAAACUUGUUCAAUGCUUCAACAUGAGCUAUGGAGGGGUUAGAUCUCAUCCCACCCUGUUACCCCACGCUAAGGACGAACUAGAAAGUAUCUCUAAACGUUUGUAUGGUUCUGUUAGAAAACUAUUCCCGUCCCUCCCGUCCUUGGAUUCCCAUGCCUGGAUACUAGAUCCUACCCUAGAGGAAAACGAAGCAAUGAUGAUAACUUCAAACUCUCUUCUCUUUCCUCUCCUUCUCCCCUCUAUAUAUCCAACCUUAUUCCAUUUAUAUAUUCAGCGAGAGGAGAAACGAGAUAAAGAAUACUGGGUGAGGAUACUCCGAUGGAACAAACAUUCCGACACUGCUCUUCUAACCUUCCUAGACGUAGAUAUCAGCUACUGGGAUCUACCCGCUGACCGGCGCAGUAGAGAUGAACUCUUCCUGGAGGCUGUAGACUCUCUGCAGCAGAUCAAGAUGAAGUUUACGCCCAAAGACAAGUUAGAGGUCAUCCUUGAUAUGUUCAAGGCAAUAACUGGACAAGCUGGGACUGGAAACCAUACUUGGAGUAUGGACUCUUUAUUACCGGUUUGUAUGUAUGUUGUUGUCCGAGCCCGGGUACUACAGCUGGGAGCUGAACUAGCAAUGCUCUCAGACUUCAUUGAAAAUUAUCUUUUCCAGGGAGAGAAGGGAAUAAUGUUUACUACGCUUCAGGCAGCAUAUGUUCAGAUACUAAGAGAAAAUGUUUUUCUUAAUUGAAUCAUAUUUCUGGAAUUUUCUGUCUUUAAUUUUAAACCAUUUAUUUUGUUGGUUGUUGAUGCUUUUAAAGAUCACUUUUAUUUUACAUUUUACUCUAAAUAACGAGCUUCAUUUUUAAUCUAGUAUUAACACUUUUACAUUCUUACAGUUCUUACAUUCCAAACUACAUUGAUUAUUGAUUGAUAGAUUGUUGAUAAUAUAAUUAUAAUUUAUAUAUUUUGAUAAUUAGCUUUAUAUUUUAUAUAUGUAUAAAUAUUUAAGGGAAUAAAUAAGCUAUUUCAAUCCCUUUAAGCUGACGAUGAAAUGACCCGGGGUUGAUAUUAUUAAAUUGAUAUUUUAAUGAGAUUGUGACCUGGCGCAUACUUGUCGUCAGCGUUCUCCCGAACUGACUUUUUUUACCGUUUCUUAAUAUUUCAGAGAGAAUGAACCGUGGAUUUCUAGCAGCUCGCUCCCUCUUGAAGGUCCCACAGAGGGGUAAGGCUCUGGCUAACUGGGCCAGGCCAAGCAUUGAUGAACUAGGAGUUCCUACCGAGUCAUGGAAACAGGUUCACGACAAGAACCAGUCCAAGUUCAUGCUCCACCUCCUGGCCGGAGUCAUUGCCAUCGCUGGAACUGUCACCGCCUUCUCCAGCAUGAUCUUCAUGAACCCAACCCCCAAGCAUCUCAUGAAAAACUAAAUCCAACCUGUAUUUUGUAGUUCAAGUAGUAACAAAAAUAAAUAUUAAUUCCUAACUUGUGUAUUGUGUAGUCUUGUAAAUAGAUUUGUUUCAGA
Molecule: messenger RNA, 5126 nt
Organism: Eurytemora carolleeae
Lineage: Eukaryota; Metazoa; Arthropoda; Copepoda; Calanoida; Temoridae
Gene: Als2
Product: alsin
Exons: 13
Coding region: 68-4354 (1428 amino acids)
Source: RefSeq, a predicted model, not a curated record